Molecule: messenger RNA, 632 nt
Organism: Eurypyga helias (sunbittern)
Lineage: Eukaryota; Metazoa; Chordata; Aves; Eurypygiformes; Eurypygidae
Gene: JAZF1
Product: JAZF zinc finger 1
Exons: 3
Coding region: 1-366 (121 amino acids)
Cellular component (GO): nucleus
Source: RefSeq, a predicted model, not a curated record
AUGUCGACAGUUGUUGCCGGUAGUGAGUAUGAUGAGGAGGAAGUGGACUAUGAAGAAUCAGACAGUGAUGAGUCCUGGACUACAGAAAGUGCUAUCAGCUCUGAAGCUAUCCUUAGUUCCAUGUGCAUGAACGGAGGGGAUGAGAAACCUUUUGCCUGUCCCGUUCCUGGAUGUAAAAAGAGAUACAAGAACGUAAACGGCAUCAAGUACCACGCCAAGAACGGCCACAGAACGCAAAUCCGCGUACGCAAACCCUUCAAGUGUCGCUGCGGGAAGAGUUACAAGACAGCUCAGGGCCUGCGGCACCACACAAUCAACUUCCACCCCCCCGUGUCUGCCGAGAUUAUCAGGAAGAUGCAGCAAUAACGCGCUGGUCACAGACGUGCCAAGAAACCCUCACCAGCAGUUGCUGAUUCCGAGAACAGCCGCCUUUUUCAGGGGAAGCGCUCAGCAACCCUUUCGACGACGACGACGAUUAACUGCAUGCUUUAAGAUUUUCUGUAAUUUUGGAAUGAUGUUAUCUUUGUAGAGUUAAUGAUUUUGUACAUUUGCACAUGUAAUCAUCAUACCCAUUUCCAUUACUUUUGAGAUAAGGUGCUAUAAAGGCUGUAGGUCCUUCAGAACAUUUUUCU